GCUGGAGGUUUAACUUGCAAAGUGUUUGCGACGAAGAACGAGCGGGAAUCGAAAACACCCGUUAUACCUAUACCAUAAAAGUUCAUAUAGCGACAGUUCUGGAACGCGAAGGUAAUGUGCUCUAAACUGACAUAUCGUCAUGACGCGUCGCUGGUAGUAUUGUGUUGACCAGUCAUCAGAUCGAACUACGUUCUCAAUCGGUCAUUUUACCUGACGGAGAGUUGUGACAAGUAAACCCACGUCGCAGAUGUUGUAAGACCUAGAAUGGUAGUAAGAGGAAAAUGAGGUUUACGACGGGUCAAGACCUAGGGGACCGGGCUGAACUCGGUCACGAUCGACUCCCCAACGAAUUGAACAAGAGUAUGAUGGCUGCUACAAACUGCGCUGAACCUGUUGAUGUUAAAUAUACCGAAGAAGGGUCCAUGAUAUCAAACUUGCCGUUGCUCUUUGCGAACGGCUACCCAACCUCCUUGGAAACAAUUACCCUGCCGCAGCUGGAACGCUUCAUCACAUUCAUGGUCCAGUGUUCCUUUGGCCAUGACACUGCCAAAGUGAUCAAAGAACCACAGUGGUGGCCUAAAGAGAUAAAAUUCACGAAUCCCUUUGUACGCCCUCGUAAAAUAGAUCAGGAGAACUGGAUGGCAAACUUAAAAAAAUUGGUCUUUAGAUGCUAUACGUACCACCGGAGCGAAUAUUUGCUCCGGUUUUGCUCCCACCUCGCUCAGCAUCCUCACGAUCAACUCGAGUACGUUGAUAACUGGGAUUCUACGACCAGUUUGUACCACAGAAGUACCGGAAAACUCCUCGUCACAUUCCGCAAUGAGAAUAUGAACUAUGACAAAAAAAUCGAAAGCCCUCGUCGGCUUUUACUCCCCAGAAACAGCGGGGGUUCCAUUACUGCAGGAAAAAUAAAACAGCAAAAGAAACAACCUCAGGCUAUGGUACAACCCGUACUUUGCGACGACAUUUAUCUCUGCGAUAACUGCGACGCGGAGUUCGAUGGGCUGACAAAAAUGAAGGAACAUGAAAAGCUCUGCUGCGAUCAAGAACAAAGUAGUGGAAGUUCGCGGCCAGUGUCACCCGAAAUUUCCGGGGCCCCCCAAGUCGUUCAGAAUCAGUUCCUCGAAUAUUUCGGAUUGUCUUCAAACGAUGCGGAAAAAAUGCCAAAAGAAUCCUCCGCCGAAUCCCUGACGAAGACGGAUGUCACUCGGACUUCGAGAAGAAUAAGAGGGUCUGUGAACCUAGCGCGAUGUCCGACUAUCCCAUUCUCGUCGCCGGCUGGUAUUGCGAUGGCAAAAAAAUCCCGAACAAUGACUGAAGUAACGCAACAAGAAAGACUCGACAGAAUAGAACGAUAUCUAAUUGCUCCGCCGCUAAGCAACGGACCCAGACCCCGAUGGCUCGACAGAGUAAGCGACGACGGCGUUCGAUGGAUCGUUACUCAUAAGCCAAAUCGUGACAAACCACCACCUCAGGACGACCACGUACACGAGUACAAGUUCAAUUCGUUCAGAGGAAAACCUAUGCUGAGCAUUCGCUCGCAAAUUUUAUGCGUGGCGUGUCGCAAGGCAAUUGUACCGAUAACAAUGCUAACGCCUCAACGAAUCGACGAGUUAAAAAAGAAUCCUUACAAAUACCUUCUCCCGAAUCGAAAAAAACAUAUUCUGGUGGGACCGAGACCGGCCCCAAAAUCGAAACGUCGAGUAGCCGGUAAUCAUCGAGUAACAUUGAAGCGAAAAUAUCCGGGCAGCGUGAAUUGCCCGAUGAUAAUGGACGUCGAAGAAUCUCGUACUCCCACGUGUGUCCCGGCACCUCAAAGUUCCGAAAUAGAAAAGUUGGGAAACGAAAGUGAAGCGAUCGGCCACCCACGUCUGAAAUCGCCAACGGAAACGGAGGCGAGAACUUCGCUGUCUGAAACUGGAAGCCAAAAUCGAGACUCGAUAUCGAGUCGUCCCUGGACUCCGUCUGUGAUAAAAGUUUCCAAACCCCCUCAGGAUUCCAUGAAAAAUCAGCCUCCAUCGGAUAAAAAGGAAAUAGUAGCCGUUAUCGACCUAUGUUCUUCCGACGACGAGGAUCAUCCGAACGGCGUUAAAUCAGCGCGUACUCAUGACGAAAAUUCGAAUCGAAUGAACCGAGAUACGAAAAACGUGAGUUCAACGAUAUUAACGAACUAUAUUCAAAAGAACAUUAAUGUUAGUCCCCGCGUUUAUCCCACGAAUUCCGCAAACGGUUGGCUAAAAAGGAUAGCCGAACCGUGUUCAGGCCUAUUCGAAUAAACCGACAACGAUCGUCGACCGAUUUAUCCUUUUAAAAAGAAAAAAAAAAGCACUAUGCAUGUGUUCAUAAAAAAUCACCCUUCGAUUAUUCGUCGUCGCGCAGAUCACGGGGCUGUGAAAAUAUUUAGAAAGAAAAAAAAAAAAGAAGAAAUUGAAUGAUUCAUAAAUGCAAAAAAAAAAAAACAAAAAAAAAACAAUCUUGAACGAUACACAUUGUAUAUCUCAUUGGAUCUUUUCAUUUCUCAACUUCACGUAUAUAAGUUUAAUAAUCAUUAUAUCGUUCUUCGCACAAUAUAAUCAUUUUCAUCAUACAUAUAUAUUCUAUAAUCUUACUUGCAGGAUGCGCUUACAAAUCAGAAGAAAAGAAAAAAAAAAAAUGAAUAUAUUUAUGAAACCUCGCGUAAGACUUGUUGA
Messenger RNA from Athalia rosae (coleseed sawfly), 2690 nucleotides. RefSeq lists its product as uncharacterized. The record is from RefSeq and is a predicted model, not a curated record. The coding region runs from base 282 to 2276 and encodes 664 amino acids. The transcript has 6 exons. NCBI's taxonomy places the organism in Eukaryota, Metazoa, Arthropoda, Insecta, Hymenoptera, Athaliidae.